Molecule: messenger RNA, 1725 nt
Organism: Alosa sapidissima (American shad)
Lineage: Eukaryota; Metazoa; Chordata; Actinopteri; Clupeiformes; Clupeidae
Gene: scxa
Product: scleraxis bHLH transcription factor a
Exons: 2
Coding region: 451-1080 (209 amino acids)
Biological process (GO): regulation of transcription by RNA polymerase II; developmental process
Molecular function (GO): DNA-binding transcription factor activity, RNA polymerase II-specific; RNA polymerase II transcription regulatory region sequence-specific DNA binding; protein dimerization activity
Source: RefSeq, a predicted model, not a curated record
UCUGUGCUCUGAGGGAGGGAAAUAGAGGGAGAAAGAGAGAGAAAGAGAGAGGGAGAAAGAGAGGAGAGGGAAGGCGGACGUGGACGUGAGUCGGAGAGGGGACACACCACAGAGGACUGGAACACAAACGGAGAGAGAGAGAGAGAGAAGGCAAAAAACCACGCAAAUCUGAAAGCAGGAUCAACCCCCAGAAGUCGUCUGUAUUGUUUUUAAACUCAGCACAGAAGGAGAAUAAAGUCCACAUGGGACUUUGAAGACAGAGCCAUGCCACAGUGGAGUUGGCUCGAGGCAAAGGAUUAGGCUGGGACAGUGGCUCAACUUCUGUUUGAGCGGUGAGUUCUUCCUCCCUUCCACACUAUCUAUGCAUGCGUGAGUAGUAACACAACAAACUUCAGACGUUUCGCCAGUCAGUGACAAGCAAACUCAGACAAGGGCAGGGGAGAGUCGAAGAUGUCUUUUGCUAUGGUGCGUCCAGCGCCCAGCCGCUACCUGUACUCCGAGAUCUCCAUGAUGUCGGAGGACGAGGAGAACGGCAGCGAGAGCUCAGGCUCGGACGACCGCUCCUUCCGCCUGGACACCUCGGGCUACGAGAUCAAGGUGGGCACCCGCAAACGCAAGCCUGGCGCUGGAGGGGCUGGAGGUGGCGCGGACGGAGGCAUGCGACUCGGUGUGGUGCCGCAACCCGCAAUGAUAGUGGGUCCGCACGGCGAGGUUCGUCAGCGGAACGCGGCGAACGCCCGUGAGAGGGACCGCACCAACAGUGUCAACACGGCCUUCACCGCCCUCCGCACGCUCAUCCCCACCGAGCCAGCCGACCGCAAGCUGUCCAAGAUCGAGACGCUUCGGCUGGCCUCCAGCUAUAUCUCCCACCUGGGCAACGUGCUGCUGGUCGGGGAGGCCUGUGGGGACGGGCAGCCCUGUCACAGUGGGGGGCCCUCGGCUAACUCCUACUACCACCACCAUGGCUCACCAGCUCGCGAAUCCGAAAACUCACAGCCCAAACAGAUCUGCACCUUCUGUCUUAGCAACCAGAGAAAAAUGAGCAAAGACAGAGACAGAAAAACAGCUCUGAGAAGCUAAUGAAGUCUUGGGCCGGAGUGAAGAACACCACACACACACACGGCUAAACACAAACUUGACAUUCCUUUUGUGUAUAUAUGCAAAUAUCAAUUCAUAUUUAAUUAUAUGUAAAAAUAAAAAAGGUAAAUGAAGAAGCAACAACACAGAAAAGGAAAGAAAAGAAACGUUGGACCGCAGUUUUGCAGUGGCCUUCAUAGCAGUCACAUAUUCUCAGUUAAGUUCUUUUGUGCCAGAGCACUAUAGUGAUUCUGGCUUCACUUGUCUCAAAAAAUAUCCUUCACUACGACAGAAGAACGCAUCACUUCACCCACAGGAGAAACUUCUACCUGGACACUAUCUUAAAAAAAAAAAACCUACAAAAGGCAAACUACCACAAACUUAAAAAUAAUGACUUGGACUUAAAAAGUGACCGACAAUACUUUCAUACAAACAUGAAGGAUGCUACAGCACCAAGAAGAAAAGGUGGCCAGCUGACAGUGGGAUCACUAACUUCCUGAAAUGGAGGACCCCUUUAAUAAACUGAGGGCAACAAGAGGAAGGAAGCUUGUAAAUUUCUCUGACUUUGACUUAUUUGUGUUUGUGCUUAAAAUAUGAACGAUUAAGCCCACACUAUCUAAAAAAAAAACUACAGACAUAGUAUUUGAU